This is a messenger RNA of Metopolophium dirhodum (rose-grain aphid), 531 nucleotides long. RefSeq lists its product as uncharacterized. Bases 106 to 519 code for a protein of 137 amino acids. The record is from RefSeq and is a predicted model, not a curated record. The transcript is spliced from 2 exons. Lineage: Eukaryota; Metazoa; Arthropoda; Insecta; Hemiptera; Aphididae.
GUAUAUCCCUCAUCGGUUAUAUUACAUCAAAUUUUUAAAAAAAAUAAUUACGUUUAUAGUUUAAAGGUUUUUUAAUUAUUAAAAAGAAAAGAACUUUAAUUUGUUAUGGGUCUACCGGUAAUUGUGUCAAAAUCGGUAUUUGACAUACGUCCAUUUGGUAAGAAGAGUGUUACGGUUGGACUAUUAAUCAGCAAACAAAUUUCAAUUAUUGUGUUAUUAGAGUAUUUCUGCAGACUAAAACAACUUCAACAUUGUGUCGACCUUUAUAUCGCAGAAAAACAGAAACGUCUACCGAGUUUUCAAACAACAUUCGAUGCAGCUUACGAACUGAUUAAAAACGAUGUCCGUGGUUUGCCCAUCAGUUGCCAGAGAAACGAAUUCACAAACCAGUAUAUACAGAACUAUGAUUUUAGUUAUUAUUCUCAUCUACAAAACGAUGACACUUCAUUUUUGUAUGAGAUUUUACAAUUUCAUUUUAAUGUAAUGUCUGACAUGAUUUUACAGGACUUAAUAGUAUGAUAUAAUACAAAU